Messenger RNA from Danaus plexippus (monarch butterfly), 4817 nucleotides. It is a transcript of the gene inaE, whose product is annotated as diacylglycerol lipase-beta. Gene Ontology annotation, biological process: lipid metabolic process. The transcript has 14 exons. Bases 514 to 2547 code for a protein of 677 amino acids. The record is from RefSeq and is a predicted model, not a curated record. NCBI's taxonomy places the organism in Eukaryota, Metazoa, Arthropoda, Insecta, Lepidoptera, Nymphalidae.
CGAGGCGAGCAUCGCGGUCGUUUGCCAGGAGAGGGUUCUUAGUUAUAACGCGUAGGUGUAUCCGUACGCCACUAGGCAGCCGGUCGCCGGCCGACGAGCACCUCGUUCUCGUCGUUUCAUAUAUCUAGCCUCUGUAAACAAACCGCAUGACAGAAACCUUUAUUUAUAUCAAUAUGUAUCAUAUCUGAGACGGUUUAAUCGCGCCAACUGUCUGAACUGUGUGAAGCGCAUAUUCGGUGUCAUCGAAAUCUAGACAACCGACGGCUGAGAAUUGAGUGAAGUUGCAAUAAUCAUGCCAGGUUAGGCGUAUUUUGGAGUGAGGUGUUCAAGUGAAAGGAGCUUGAUAUUGCGGUUCUUGUAUGUGAUACAGUCGUUACUCUUGUUUUUCGUCUGUGGUGAUCAUUGAGUGAAACGUUUUGUACCAAGUGACUGAUGUUUGAACAGUGAGACGAUAUAUCGGUGGCGAAUAAGGAGCUGUUUUCUCUCAACUUGUGAAUGAAUAUCUAAAAUAGGAUGCCGGCGCUCCGGCUUCUAGGGCGCAAGUGGCUGGCAGCCUCCGAUGAUCUUGUGUUUCCGAGCAUCUUCGAACUUCUCUUCCGAUUCGUCUGGUUGGUUCUCAUCGCCCUGGUAGUUGAAGUGUUGUAUCCAAUAACAUGGCAAUGCGAAACGGAGGGGUGGCAUGGCGGGGCGUUCGUGAGACUCUAUCUGUGCGGCACGCUGGCUCUACAAGCGUGUUUAAUGCUGCUCUUAGCAGCACUGGCGCAGCAGUCAGCGAGGGGAACUAUUACGGAUACAGAUUCGAGAAAAUUGGUUGCACCGUUGCUGCUGCUAAAAGUAUUUUUGGUUUUACCAGAAGUUGGUUUAAACGUGAUGGGUACUAUGUGGAUGUUCUGCGAAGUCGUCGAGUGUACAGUCACCGAUAAAUUCUCUAGUAUUGUAAUACAAAGCAUAGUACUGUUUAAUUGGGUCCAGCUGGGGCUUACAGUUUUCGGACUGUUCAUGGUGUUUGAUCCGUUAGGAUCGGUCAAUUACGGUGACAUUCAAGACACCCCUAACCAGGUCCGGCAUCAUAGAAAAGUUACCGGAUUGUGGUCGCGAAGGUUCCGCUGGGCCUUCUGCUGGUUAAAGAGAGAUGAACACGGAAAAGAGGCCUUCCAACAGGUGGCAGCACUCCUGAGUGCUCUAUUCAGGUCAACGGAUCUGGUGCCGUCGGAUGUGGUAGCUGGAUGCGUCCUUCUCAGGGUGCGUCAGAAACGCGAGACGAGGGAGAUGCGUAGGAUACAAAUGUUGAAUGACGAGGAACCGAUUUAUACGACCGACGUAAACAAAAUAUUCUCGGAAACUCCGCCUUGGAUGAACUUAGAGGACGCGAUGCAUUAUCUCCGACUGUCGAUAGCCGCGUACGGCUGGCCCUACGUCUUGUACCGCCACUGUUUCACUGGCUUCUGUAAAUUGGCAAGUCAUUUGACCUGUUGCUGUUGCAGGCCAAAGAAUUCUAUAGUGACUGACGACAAUUGUUGUCUGUGCCACUUCGCUGGAGUCAAAUACAUGUCAAAACUCUCAGCAGAUGACAUCAUCUUCGCGUCAUUCAACAACCGCGUCUUUGAACUACCGUUUUGUGUGAUAGCUGAUCACGAUCGAGAAAGCAUAGUAGUGGCUGUCCGAGGCUCCAUAUCGUUGAGAGAUAUAUUCACAGAUUUCUCCGCCGGUUCCGAAAGAUUCGAAGCUGAUGGCCUACCAGAAGAUACGGCGGCUCACAAGGGCAUGUCUAUGGGAGCGGCUAAAAUGCUGCGGCGUCUUCUGCCAGUGCUUGAUAGAACAUUCCAGCAAUUUCCACACUACGAUCUUGUUCUAACAGGUCAUAGUCUAGGAGCCGGUGUGGCAGUAUUAGUGGCAUUAAAGUUAAGGCCCAAGUAUCCACAUCUUAAGGUGUUCGCGUUUUCAACACCAGCGGGUCUGAUAAGUCGCGAAGCAGCACGUUUCACUGAGAGCUUCGUGUUGAGCAUCGGCGUGGGAGACGACCUCGUCAUGAGGCUUAGCGUGCACAGCAUCGAGAACCUGCGCACCAAGGUCAUUCAGACCAUACACGCCACCAAGCUACCCAAGUACCGUAUAAUGCUGAACGGUUUCGGCUACGCGCUGUUCGGUGUGCCAGCCAGGGACCUGGAGUCCACCUGGCGGCGGCCCGAGGACCUGGAAGCCAACAACUCGGACGACUCCGACGCGCUGCUAGUGCAGGGCGUGUCCACCGUGAGUGCUGAAGCUGCUCUGGUAUCUCGUAACGUAUUCGCUCGAAGGUUCUCAUCAGCUCGGUUAUUCACCGCUGGUCGGAUCCUUCACAUUGUUCGACGCAAGCGCAUGGGAAUAGAAAAGAAAGUGCGCACACAGGAACCGACUUACGAGAUGCGGUGGGCUUGCCCCGAAGACUUCAUGGAGCUGCAAGUGAUGCCGAGGAUGCUGUUGGACCAUCUACCAGAAAACGUCCACCGCACGAUACAGACGGUGAUAGAAGAGAAGCACUCAUACAGAGUGACCCAGGUAGUGUAGACCUAAAUAAACGUGUAGGUACAAAUGACUAUUAAAUAUUUGUAUUAAAAUUUUAAGCGGAAGCCAAAUUAAGUACAAUUUUAUUAAAAAUCGGUUACAGUAUAUAAUAAGAAAUAAACUUACAAAUCAAUUAUCAAUAUACAAUAAGAAGGAUUCUGUCUUGAAAAAAAAUAUAUAUAUAUUUUUUAUAAUUUUACAAAAGCUAUGACGCACCUGUCUUAUUGAAAUGUCAAUAGAAUUCCUACCAGCCUAUUUAAGGUUACGCUUCCCAACAACGUUCACUUGUUUUUCUUUGGAAAUAAUGUAAUAUUAAUAUAUAGUAAUUAGUAACAUAACGAUGUUAUUUCCGGCAAAAUCAUGACCAACAUAUUAAUUUUAUUUGUAAAUAUAUACUGUGUAUUAAUAGGCAUGUAAAUAUUAAGUAUAUAAGAGAACCGAUUUGGUUUUAUGUAUUUGAGAAGACUGUGGUGAUGUAUUAGAAGGACGAACAAAAAGAAAGUCGUGUGUACAAUUUUAUAUUUAAUGUUUUGUCCUUAAAUGUGAGUAGACACUUAUUUUUAGACCUAGGACAUGUAGAAUACGUGAAACGUUCUAAUUUUCUUUAGUGUUAGUAGGUAGCAAAUUAUAAAUAAAUUUUGCUUGCUUGAGAGUUAAAAACUCGCAUUUUGUUUGCUCAAUCGAAAGCAAUUUUUCAUAUAAUUUUAUUGUACGUAGUUAUAAUUCUUAUAUUUGUGAAAUUUGCAGGCUAAAAUUUACAAAAUUUAGUAAUUUUUUCUUGAAUAACACAGUAUAUGUAUUAAGUACAAUGAUUAGUUAGCGUAGGAUACUGACACCGGUGUCAAUUAUGUAAAUAAAUAAAUGGCAACAUUUUAUUAUUUCACUAUAUAAAGAUAUUCUGAGAUAAAUUUUCCUAUUUAUUUCUUAUAACAAGAGAUCAAAAUCUAUUUGAAAACGUCGUUAGUAUUAGAUCUGGAUCGACGCUUUCUUUGACAAUGUUUUAAAAUGUAAUACAGUGUAUAUAAGAUUUAAAUAAUUGAAUAUUAGAUCCAAUCAUUUUUUUUUACUUGUGCACCCCAAAUGUGCACAAUGUAUUCUGCCAAUAUCAAGUAUAAUGGUGAAGAAAUGAAGUUUGAUAGACAAAAUUUAAACUCACUGAAUGAAUGAAAAUAAAAUGGUUCAUAGAUAAUAAAAUAUAAAACAGUCAGGAACAAAAUUUAUAUAUUUAUUUAUUUUUAUUCUGCCAUGACAUCACAGAACAAUUUUAACUCAAAACAAAGGAUAUAUUUUGAUAACAUCUGUUUCGUUACUAUUUUUUUUCUUUAUCGUGUUGAACAGUCUCCUAUUAUCAAUAAAAUCCAUGACCUGUAAAAAUUCCACCUCUAUCCUUACCAAAAGUUUGCAUCUUGAAAUUUUGUAUCAGGAGUUUAAAUUUUUUUUUGUUAAAUCAUUGUACAUGACAGUAUUAAAUUAAAUAUUUAUAAAUAAAAAACUAUACACGAUGCGAAAUUAGUUUGAAGAUGCAAAUUUGUGGUGAGCUCGGGAGAGGUGGGGGGAGACACUAGUUUAUCUUCACCGACCAAUAUCAGAACUUUAAAUAACAAGUCGCCGAAGACUUUUACACAAACUAAUAAAUAGAAAUGAAAUUCUAUAUGAUCGCAAACGUUGGGAGCAAAUUAAGAGAACUUAUAUAAUUAACUGAAUAUUUUCUCUACAAGACCAUUUACAUAUGGCAUUUAUAUAGUAGGCGUUAUACAUUCCAUUUUGUAUAGAUUUUUUUUAUGUUAAUUUUCUUGAAAACCUACGAUAGUUUCUUGGUGCCUUAAAGGUUUUAUUGUUUAAUAUAAUGAGUUCCUCAACAUCAGAGUUAAUUUGUCUUUCUCUUGCCAAAUUAAAUAGUACUUUCAAGAUAUUUACUUUUCAUUUCCUCGUAACCUAAGUUAUCCAAACAAAAUAUUCUAUUUAUAUGAAAAUAGCUCUAAUAUUUACUACCAAACCAUGUUAUAUAUACAAAUAGUUACAUAAUGAAUCUCAUUUGCUAUAAUCAUUAUAAUAAAAAUAUUUAUAUUAUAAGAAUAUUUUUUUAUCUAAAGAGCCCUCUUGAAUUAUAUACCUAUAUAGAUGUUGUUACUUAAUAGAUUGUGUUCGAGUAUUAGAAGGACAGUGGUUCUUUUCACUUGUACCCUAAAUUAGGGCGUUAUCUGUCACUGUUUAGAUGUAGCCGAAUCAUGUGUUGGGUUUAUGUUUAUUUAUAAUAAAAUAUAUUUUAACAA